AUGGCCUCUGCCGAAGACGAGAUGAUCUCGCACUUCUGUGCUAUCACAGGAGCCACUCCAGCUGUGGUAUCCAACAACUGGGAUCUAGAUAUGGCGAUUGCAGAAGUUUACCCAGAAGAAGAGAGGCCAGAAUCAGAUUAUGAUGACAUGGACGAUAGUCGACAGGCUGAGGCAACAGCGGGUGCUCAGGGAGUAGCAGCUUCUCACGCACAAGGAGCUGGAUCAAAAUCUAGAGCCGGUGCCAAAAAAUUUGCAACGCUGGGGGACCUUGGCUCCGGGGACGGUGGAGGCCCUCCUUCUCAUGAUUAUGACGACGAUGAACCUCAAGAUCUCUUUGCUGGAGGUGAGAAAUCCGGGCUUGCGGUCCAGAAUCCAGAUGAUAUCAAGCGAAAAAUUAUCGAAAAGGCUAAGAAGGCAAUGCCGCCUGUCGAACGUAACCCAACCCCUGCAAAAUCGCAUUUUACCGGAACUGCUCGCACCCUCGGGGGAGAUGACACUCCCAGUCGGAUCAUUGAAGAUCCCAAUGCGAAUCAGCCGCAGCCGCUCGAGCGCGUACAUCGAACUCUUCACUUUUGGAAUGAUGGGUUUUCAGUUGAUGAUGGUGACCUAUACAGAUCCUCCGAUCCUAAGAAUGCACAGAUACUAGAGGGCAUCCGACAGGGACGCGCUCCACUCUCCAUCAUGAAUGUUCAGGUUGGGCAGGAUGUAGAUGUCCAAGUAAAACAGCAUGAUUCAGACUACGUGAGACCUAAGGGGAAGUUUAAGGCCUUUUCCGGAUCCGGCCAACGACUCGGUAGCCCAACUCCCGGUGUGGUGUCUGCAGCAUCAGCAGCUGUACCACCAGCAGCGCCUGCUCCGGCUGAGGCUAGUACAGGUCCUGAGCAGCCAAAGAUCGAUGAGUCCCAACCUACGGUCACCCUCCAAAUUAGACUGGGUGAUGGCACACGGUUAACCAGCCGGUUUAACACCACGCAUACUAUUGGUGACGUGUAUCAGUUCGUGGCGGCAGCUAGUCCGGUCAGCCAACAGCGAGAAUGGGUUCUCAUGACAACUUUCCCGAGUACAGAGCUCAAUGACCGCUCUGCCAUUCUCGGAGACCUCAAGGAGUACAAGCGCGGCGGCGUCGUAGUUCAAAAAUGGACUUAA
This is a messenger RNA of Trichophyton verrucosum HKI 0517, 1146 nucleotides long. RefSeq lists its product as uncharacterized. Gene Ontology annotation, molecular function: ubiquitin binding. Lineage: Eukaryota; Fungi; Ascomycota; Eurotiomycetes; Onygenales; Arthrodermataceae. Bases 1 to 1146 code for a protein of 381 amino acids. Gene Ontology annotation, biological process: autophagosome assembly; Golgi organization; proteasome-mediated ubiquitin-dependent protein catabolic process. Gene Ontology annotation, cellular component: nucleus; cytosol. The record is from RefSeq and is a predicted model, not a curated record. The transcript is spliced from 3 exons.